This is a messenger RNA of Cyphellophora europaea CBS 101466, 4155 nucleotides long. RefSeq lists its product as uncharacterized. Bases 1 to 4155 code for a protein of 1384 amino acids. Gene Ontology annotation, molecular function: ATP hydrolysis activity; ABC-type transporter activity; ATP binding. Gene Ontology annotation, biological process: transmembrane transport. NCBI's taxonomy places the organism in Eukaryota, Fungi, Ascomycota, Eurotiomycetes, Chaetothyriales, Cyphellophoraceae. The record is from RefSeq and is a predicted model, not a curated record. Gene Ontology annotation, cellular component: membrane. The transcript has 4 exons.
AUGUCGUGGGUAACGGGAGCAUCUCUCGGACGCAAACCAAGGGACGCUACCCGGUGGACUGCGAUAUUCAGCUUCACUCAGACGGAUCACUUGUGGGUGCUAUGCCUAGCAGUCUUCUUUGCAGUGUGUUCUGCUCUUGUCCAGCCUGUUGUCGCGAUCUUCAUCGGAAAUUUUGCCGAUGGUCUCACACAAUUUGGCGGCGGGCUGAUAGAGUCUGACACCCUCCACAAACGAACGAAUCCUAGCUUCUAUGGCUUUAUUGGACUCGGCUUCUGUACACUUCUCACCAAUGCAGGGAUGUUUACGACUUGGGUAGUCUUUGGCGAGCUGCAAGCCAAAGCCGUUCGUGAAGAGCUCUUUCGAAGCCUCUUGAAAAAAGACCUGGAAUGGUUCGAAAUGAGAGAACAUGGUGUUGCGUCCCUAUUGACCCGGCUUCAAUCCCAAAUCCGGGAGAUGCAACUCGGCACUUCGCAGCCCUUCAGCUUCCUCUUGCAGGGUAUGAUCCAAGGACUCGUGGCGUUUGGCAUCGCCAUCUAUCACAGCUGGAAAGUGACCUUGACCGUGCUAGCCAUCGUUCCUGUUUCUGGAGCAGCUCUUUAUCUACUUGGUCGAGGUCUCCAACGUCAUAUUGCAUCCCAGGAUCAUUUCCUCGCCGAAGCGACUAAGAUUGCUCACAAUGCUUUCAUCAACAUCGCGCUAGUCAAAUGUUUCAACGCCCAGUCAAUUGAGACUACGCGAUAUGUUGCCGUAAUUCGCAAAGCAGCCACCUAUUCCUUGAAACAAGCGAACAUCGUAGCUCUUCAAACAGGCUCUCUCGGGUUCUUCUUCUUCGUCAUGUUCUUGCUCGGUUUCUGGUACGGCAACAAGUUGGUCCAUGAUGGCGACUAUUCUACUGGGCAGGUCACGACUGCGAUAUGGGCGACGUUCAUGUCGGUUCAGGGCUUUCAAAGCGUGUUCCCACAUGUCAUUGUUCUUGUUAAAGGGCAUGCUGCUGCAAGCGCUGUGCGUGCCCUCAUCGAUACAGUUGAGAAGGGGCGUCUCCUCCAUCGCAAGAUCGAUGGUGCUUCACCAGUGCUGUGCGAGGGUCAUAUCAAGUUGCGACAGGUCUCAUUUGCAUACCCUUCUCGACCAGAUCAGCUAGUUCUAUUCAAAUCAGACUUUGACUUUUGUGCUGGUCGAACUACGUUCAUCGUCGGCAAGUCUGGAUCUGGAAAAAGCACCUUAAGCAAUCUUAUCAUGCGAUUUUAUUUUCCUCUCACGGGAACCAUCUCUAUUGACGGUCAUGACCUUGAGGACCUUGAUACCAGUUGGCUGAGAAACAACAUCACUUGUGUGCAGCAGGGGACGUCUCUCUUUGAUGAAACACUCCGAGUCAAUAUUGCUUUGGGCCACCGCUAUCAUGAACGCGUCAAAGCUGUUGAGAUCGAUGACUGUGUCAGACUUGCAGCAUUAGAAGACACUAUUGCUGAGCUGCCGUACGGCAUGGAUACACAGGUCGGUGUGGGCGGCUCUGCGCUAUCAGGCGGACAAAGCCAACGUGUCGCGAUCGCAAGAGCACGUCUAAGAGAUACACCAAUACUCAUACUCGACGAAUCUACCAGUGCUCUAGACAAUGCGAGCAGAGUCAGUGUUAUCGACGGAAUCCGGAAGUGGAGAGAUGGUUUGACUUCAAUUAUUAUUACCCACGAUCUGACACAGAUACGCGAUCAAGACUUCGUCUACAUUAUGGACCAUGGCCAUAUCAUACGAAAAGGACCUCGGAGUGAAGUAUGUAACGCUGCACGGACAUAUCGUGAUCCUUUGAACACAACAACAGCUCCAGCAUUGGACAAAGUUCAACCCAUAGCUAAAGGUGAUGUUACAAGCAGGAGCCGGCCUCCCAAUCGACCACCGAAUUUGCGCUGGAGGAAAGAUGGCAACAUGCUCCGCGCAUCGUUCGAAGAACAACUCCGUGGUCUCGAUGUUGGAGACUACCUGCUAUCCCCCAAAGCCCUUCUCGGCGCUGCCCGGAUUGCUUCGGCUUUUCAGGAUCAACCUACCCUAAGCCGAAGCUCGAACCAUGCAGCAUACCGGCACUCGCAGUUUAUCAGUGUGGUGAAUCCUUGUGACGAGGCCUUGCCACUGCCGGAACAGACCGAGCAGAGAAAUGUCGGGGGAACUGAAAUUGCUCUUAGACCUCUGAGUCUCGCUCCGAACCGCGCGUCUGAAGUUGCUCGGCCCAGGCCAGGGAACACCAGACCUCUGCCGUCUCCACGUGUGCUAGAGAAGUCCAAAGCUCAAUUUCGUGCCAGGUUUGGUGGACCUACCUUCAGUCUCGUAGAGGACAAAUCCCCGCAGAUGUCACUCCAGUCGAUUCUCGGGACACUCUGGUCGAGCCUGGACCGAAGUCAUCGCAUCAAACUUCUGACCGGACUUUCAGCUGUUUGUUGCCGUGCUGCUCUACCGUCACUGCUUGCGUACAUUAUGAGCAAGAUGUUUGCCAUAUUCUACCAGCAGGAAGGCUACAAACAAGCGUCAACGAAAUGGGCCAUGGUACAGCUCGUGGUCGGUUUCACGGACGCUGCAACAGCUUUCAUCGCCCAUUAUAUGCUUGAAGGCGCCGCUCGUCGCUGGGUAGGUCGACUGCGAGCUGAAGCUGUACGGCGGGUCAUGGAACAGCCGAAGCCCUGGUUCGAACAUGACAGCAAUUCGGCGUCUAGCCUCUCUCUGGUCUUAGACCGUGAUGCAGAAGAGAUGCGAGCGCUGCUCUGUCGCUUUGUGUCACUGACGAUCAGCGUGGUUCUUAUGUUGUGCGUCGCUAUCAUAUGGUCGUUUGUCUCAUGCUGGAGACUGACUCUGGUCGGCCUGGCAGCUACGCCGGUCAUCUACGGUUUAGCAAAGGGCUUCAACGUGAUAUCUGAAGUAUGGGAGGGCCGUGUCAAUACUGCAGCUGAAGCUGUUGGUAAGGUCUUCGUUGAGACCUUUACAGACAUUCGCACUGUGAGGUCCCUGACCCUCGAAUCGUAUUUUCAUCGAAAGUAUUCCCGGGCGACGAAAUCGGCUUUUGCGACCGGUCGUCUGCGCGCCUUAUAUACAGGCUUGCUCUAUGGACUCUCCGAAAGCACCAUCACUUUCACCAUUGCGGUCAUACUCUGGUAUGCUAUUCGACUAGCUUCAAGUUAUGAUCUUGGAGUUGCUCCGAUCAUCACAUCGAUUUGUUUGCUCAUCCUCGCGUCUGGUCCAGCAAAUGUCAUAUUUGGGAUCAUCCCCCAAACUGCAGCUGCAGUUGAUUCGGCAACAAGACUUAUUCGGCUGACUCGACUUGCACUAAAGAACGAGCACGAGCAUGGCGGCCAAGAUCGACUGCGAGAGCCCUCUGGCAGUUUGUCCAUGGCAAUUUGCUUCAACAGUCUUACCUUCGCCUACCCGUCCAGAUCGAUGAUGCCCACUUUAAGUAAUUUGACCUUGUCGAUCAAACAUGGUGAGUGCGUUGCCAUUGCUGGGCGCUCGGGAAGCGGUAAAAGCACCAUCGCGUACCUACUAUCGGGCUUGUACCGAACUAGUGUGGGAGAUCCUGGUGUUGGGCCUUCAAUAACCAUCUUCGGACAAGACAUGCGCUCACUUGAGCUUUCAACCCUUCGCACGAAGGUGGCAGUCGUGCCUCAGCACCCCGUCGUUUUCCCAGGCACUGUAUGGGAAAACAUUUGCUACGGUCUGGAAGCCCACACUAGGCUGGCAACUAUUCAGAACGUCAACUGGGCUGCGACGCAGGCCGCGAUCCACGACUUCAUCCUCUCAUUGCCGCUUCAGUAUGACACGGUCAUUGGCGAAGGUGGACUUGGCGUCUCUGGCGGACAAGCACAGCGCAUCACACUUGCUCGUGCUCUUGUCAGACGCCCCAGGAUACUGGUCCUCGAUGAAGUGACUUCGGCUCUCGACGCGGAGAGCGCUGACCUAAUUCGAUCAAGUUUACGGACCAUACUGCGCGAGUCUCGUCACGGUACUGGCGAAGAAAGCAUGACUAUACUGGUGAUCACACAUGCGCGAGAGAUGAUGGAGUUCGCGGAUAGAGUGGUAUUGCUCGAGGGAGGAAGUGUGGCUGAGGAGGGGCCUUUCGCCGAGCUGAUGGUAAGAGGAGGAAUGCUUCGUGAGGUGCUGGCGCCUAGCACCGAGUAA